Messenger RNA from Triticum turgidum subsp. durum (durum wheat), 1563 nucleotides. NCBI's taxonomy places the organism in Eukaryota, Viridiplantae, Streptophyta, Magnoliopsida, Poales, Poaceae. The record is from the annotation of a GenBank genome assembly.
AUGGCGGCCGCACCGACCAACUCGUGGUGUGGCGAGGACCGCCUGAGCGACCUCCCCGAGGACGUCCUCGGCAUCAUCCUCUCCUACCUCCCCGCCAAAGAGGUCGCCCGCGCCGCCGUGCUCGCCAGGAGCUGGCGCCACUCCUUCGCCACCGUUGAGGCCAUGUCCUUCGUCCAGGACAAGGCCCACGACAAGGACGACCGCAGCUUCACCGCGCAAUCCCAGGAGAAGCGCAGCAAGAACGGGGACUUCAUCGAUGAGGUCAACGCCGCGCUCCUCUGCCGCCGCCGCUGCGGCGCCCGCACGGCGCCGCGCGCCUUCCGCGUCAACUUCGGCUGCUACACGCACUGGGACUCUGCCGUGUUGAACCGGUGGCUCUACCACGUGCUUAAACGCAGCAGCAAGGAGCUCCACCUCGACCUGCGCCUCCAGCACACCGACCUCGCCGAGCACCACGUCAAGGAACCAUACAAUGGCGAAGGCGACCGCGAUUGCGACGACCCCCGCGCCAACGACCCGGCCGACGACAGGUGCCCCGCGAGCUACUCCUAUCAGUCCUAUCGCGCAGAUGAGUACGCGCUUACACGAAGCCUCUUCUCGUGCGUCGUCAUACGGACGCUCUGUCUCGGCGCCUGCACGUUGGAGCCGCCCGAGCGCAUUGAGCUGCCUUUCCUCGAGACACUGUUCCUAAGCACCAUCAGGAGCACCGGCGGCAACAUCCAACGUCUCAUCUCCGGUUGCCCGCGCCUCAUCGACCUCACCCUCGAGCGGUGCGGCUACACAAACAAAAGUCACAAGGACCCUCUCCCCGACAAAAAUUUCACCAUCACUGUCCUGGAUAAGCAUCUCCGCAGAUUCUCCCUAAGGUGCUGCCACAACCUGGUCCGAGCGAGCAUUGAUGUGUCCGAGCUGAGGACGUUCGAGUACAGGGGCGACGUGCCGUCGGAGUCGCUCCUCACACUCCACGGCGCGCACAAGAUCUCUUCGUGCACCAUCGGUUUCUGCGGCAGGAAAGUUUACAAGGGUGAGUUGCCCCUGCUCAGAAGCUUCCUCGAGCAGUUUACCGGCACAAGACAUCUGCAUCUCGUGUCUACUCAUCUCGGUUCAGGCAUCGGGAGUGAGUUUUUCUCGGGAUUCCCCUACUUUCCGAGCCUCGUGCGGCUUGAGCUGACAGGAUACCUUGGAGGACGCAGCAUCAAGGCGGUGACUAGGAUACUUGAAGUUGCUCCAAGCAUUGAGAUUUUGUCUCUAUUCAUGAAGCCAGGUUAUGAGGACAGAUAUCACACCGGAUACUUCUGGAGGCAACAGCAAGAGCUCAUCAGUGAACCGGCUCUAGAUGUUUCGAUCCCGUGCUUGCGAAAUCGGCUGAGGAGUAUCAACCUCGUGCACUACCAGGGCGACAACCGACACAAAUAUCUAGCCAACCUGCUGCUUUGUAAUGGGAUGGUUCUGGAACAAGUGUGUGUUGCCUUUCCAAGGGGUGAACACAAGUUGCAGACUAGACUCAAGAAGGAAAUCGAAGGAUGGUUGGUGAAUAAAUCAGCAAAAGUGAUAUUCUUGUAA